This is a messenger RNA of Patiria miniata (bat star), 3342 nucleotides long. Its product is annotated as integrator complex subunit 1-like. Gene Ontology annotation, biological process: U2 snRNA 3'-end processing. Gene Ontology annotation, cellular component: integrator complex. Lineage: Eukaryota; Metazoa; Echinodermata; Asteroidea; Valvatida; Asterinidae. The record is from RefSeq and is a predicted model, not a curated record. The transcript has 7 exons. Bases 61 to 789 code for a protein of 242 amino acids.
AAUGGAUAUUGAUAGGAUUAGCUCCAUUCAUGGAAGCUGUUUAUUGGUAUUAAUCAUGUCAUGUUUGCUGUCCGUUUCCUGAAGGCAACUAUAGCCAUGGUGACCGUUCUGCUUCAAGGCCGGACCCAUCUUAACUUCAAAGAGUUCCGCAUCCGUGGUCACUUACGAUUUUUCAACCACAUCCUAGGAAUCCUACAACUUCUUGAACCUCAACUUUUUGCUCAGCCCUCUACAGUUCUGCAUGGCAUCAUGGAGGCCUACUUCCCUAUCCUACCGCAUUCUGUGAUUGCUAAGAAGCCUCUGGAAUCCAUCAUUACCAAGUUCAUCCAGCUUCUGUAUCAGUACUCCAGCCACAACCCAACCCAGGCUCAGCCGCUCCUAGAGAAACACUCAACAGCACUCAACAACCUAUCCCAGGUCUACCCAGACAUCCAGCAGCUCAAGUCCCUAUUGGCCAGCAUCACGCUGACCUCAUCCUCCAAGGACCAAUCAGGGCUUGGCUCCGCCCCCAACCAGGCGGAGCCGGCUAUGGAUGAGAUCCCAGGGGUCGGAGGUCGCGAGGAGACUUACUCGCCGACACUUGCCGCCAUGAUGGGGGCUGAUGCAUCGUGGGAUACCGAGGACGUCAAGUCGUUCGCUGAGAGACUUUCUCAAGAAGAAGAUUCUGAAGGCAUGGCUGAAGCCUUGAAUGAGCUGGAGGAGAAGUCUAGCAGUGCUGUGGGAAUACCGCAACAUUUUGUGGCUGAAUUGUCCACUCAGAUGACGUCAUGCAACAAAGACUGCAGGUAGACGGCGUUUGUUCUCGUCAUUCGAUACAUCAGACACGACCCAAGCGUUGCCAGCAAGUUUCUCCCAGCUUAUAUGGAAUGUCUGAACAGCAUGGAUCAAGAAGUGGUACAGACAGCUUUGAAGAAUCUUCCUGAGUUUACGCUCCUCUGCCAAGAGAAUGCUGAGGUUGUGCUACAGAAAGCAUUCACCGUCGGAGUCAACAGCAAACUGUCCACAGUUCCACUCAUAGCAAAGACACUGAAACUACUCAGCAUGGAUAGUGCCUCAACAACCUCAAACACUACGACUCCAAGCUGAUGAUAGGCAUUCCUGAAACUACUCAGCAUGGAUAGUGCCACAACAACCUCAAACACUGCGACUCCAAGCUGAUGAUGGGCAUUCCUGAAACUACUCAGCAUGGAUAGUGCCUCAACAACCUCAAACACUACGACUCCAAGCUGAUGAUGGGCAUUCCUGAAACUACUCAGUAUGGAUAGUGCCUCAACAACCUCAAACACUACGACUCCAAGCUGAUGAUGGGCAUUCCUGAAACUACUCAGCAUGGAUAGUGCCUCAACAACCUCAAACACUACGACUCCAAGCUGAUGAUGGGCAUUCCUGAAACUACUCAGCAUGGAUAGUGCCACAACAACCUCAAACACUACGACUCCAAGCUGAUGAUGGGCAUUCCUGAAACUACUCAGCAUGGAUAGUGCCACAACAACCUCAAACACUACGACUCCAAGCUGAUGAUGGGCAUUCCUGAAACUACAAUGACUUCUUCAGCUUCAGCUCCAGGCUUGGCUAGCAUCAGCCGUGUUUGAUACAACUGUCAAAUGUUUGUAUUGCAACACAUGUGAUAAACUGUUACUGAAUGUGGACUGUGUCGAUACUUCAUCAAUCACAAAGCUGACGAUGCCUUUUCUGAGACGUGGCUUUGUCUCCAACUUUGACUCCAGGCUUGCCCAGCAUUGGAUGAAAUGAACAGUCAACAAUUAUAUCGCAACACAGACCACAUACACCGUUACUAAAUGUGGACUACAUGUCAACACUUCAUGUACCGUUACAACACAUAGUUGAUGAUGCCUUUUCUGAGACUUCGGCUUCAUCGCCAGCCUAGGCUCCCAGCUCAACUCGCAUCGACAGUAUUGGAUAAAAUAAAGUGUUAAUCAUUUUGCAACAUAGAUAAGAAUAUUACAUUGUUAUUGAAUACUCUUUCUACUACUUUGGCUCCAGACUGCAGCUUUGUGAUUUGGAGUUCCUUUCUUUUGCGAUUGGGGCUUAAAAUAUAUGUAUAUGUUGAUGUUCUGCUAAAAAAAGCCAACACUUUGAAUAUUUCCAUUUUUGUUCCUACACAUUUUUGAAGAACCAGAUAGUAAGCCAAAGUCUAAAAGGAAUAUAGGGUUUGAAAAAUGGCUAUAACAGUUGUCUUUAAUUGACCUAUUGCCAUUUGUGAGUUGGCCACGACCAUUAAACAACCGUUUGGAAUUUUCGUACGUUGAGUUUUGUUUGUCUCAGAUUUUGCGCGUCCUGCACCACUUGUAUAUCAUGUAAUUGGACAUUUCGAAAGCUGCAUUGAUGUGAUUCUACCGCGAUACGUUAAUAGCAAUAAAACAGUAAAAACAACUAAAUUGUUUUAUAUGGCUAAACUACUACUGUAAUUACUCCAGUAUGUAAAUAUUGUUGCUUUGUUCUUGUUCCCAUUCUUGUGCAUUGUACUAUAGAUUGAAAAGAAAUCUCAUACUUGUGUACAGGGUGUCCUAAAAAAAGUAAUCUGAAAGUUGUGGUUUAUGAAAGUUAUGAACUUAAAUACAUCAUAGUGCUCCUUUAAAAUCAUUCUAAAGGUUUUAAAAUUUACAUUGAGCCAUCCCAUGCCAUCAAUUUCAAAACAUACUUCGCAAUCAGCAUAGCUCAAAUCUUGGGCUGAUAGAUAUGUGUUUUGGGUGCAUUUUGGCACGGGGUAGUUAUUUGCAGGAAUGAACAAAAGUCAUUGAAAUGAUUUAUCUUGUUAAAGAAAAGAUAUUUAAUUCUAUGUACCAACACCCUACCUUCAACCUGUUUACAUGUUUGCAUAUUUUCAUUGACAUAAAAACGUUGAUGCAUUUAGUUACUAAUUUCAGUUGCAUGCUGAAAUUGUUGCAAACAAAAUCUUACUCUCAAAGUGAACCUGUGUAGAAAUUCUAUGAAAACUGUAAAAAAUCCCGGGGAAAAUGACCAUAAAAAUACGUUACAUAGGAGCAAUGCUGACCAUGUGCAGUGUUUAUAGGAAUGGAUAUAGUAUUUGCAACUAAUUUCACAAAUGUAAAAACCUAUGUUUCAUGGAAAAUUUGGAAAGAAAAAGUUUGAAAAGGAAGGCCUGGCUUUAGUUUGGAGUUAAGUUGGGGCCUCAUGAAAAGAAAAUGAUUCACGUACCAAGAAACAUGAGUCACCUUUAAAACAUUGAUUUUUCAUGUUUAAUUACUGUAAAAUGUGACAAGCAAAGGUUUUUAUAGGUCAGCAUACAUAAAUAUUUUGACUUUGAAAUUAGAGUUGUUGUAUACAUGAUCAUGUACAGAAUAAACCUUUAUUUAAAAA